AUGUACGGGCCUCCAGAAGGCGAGAAAAUUGCGCGAGACGCUUUCCUCUUCGGUUUGAUAUCGUUUAUUUUAGUUGGAAACACACUCAUCAUAUUAGCAUACAAGAAAACUCUCAGGCUACGUACAAGUUCGAAUAUCUUCAUAGUAAGUCUAGCGGUAUCCGACUUGCUCAUCGGUGCAAUAGCUGUGCCUCUUUAUCUUGUAACGCUGAGGGAAGGCUAUUCCGUCAACCAUCUGCUGACCAAGACAUUCAUGUCCUUGGAUAUCUUCAGCGGCACCGCGUCUGUUUUUCAUUUGAUGUCAGUGACGGUGGACAAAUACAUCGCCAUCUCUAAACCUUUCUUGCACCACCGUCUUCCUUUGAAGUCCUAUCAUUUUACUCUAGGAGUUGUCUGGGUUUUGUCCAUCUUGCUCUCCUCUCUUCAUUUCGCACUAACUCCCCGCAUCAGCAAAAACUUUCCUCUGUACACCCUCUCGACUGUGUUCCUCUUAGCGCUGUUCGUCAUUUCUCUUGUAAACGCUCUCAUUUUCAAGAUCACCAAGUCUUUGAUUCACAGCAAUGUGGAACCAGCGGGAGAAGCAAAUGUAACUAGGGCCAAUGAGAGGAGGAAAAUUCGACGCGAGAUAAAAACGGCUUCGACGCUAUUAGUGAUCAGUGGCGUGUUCUUCAUAACUUGGCUCCCCCACUUAUUGGGUGCGUUCGUGUUUACGUAUUGUUUCCCUUGCAAUUUGGCCCUCGUAGAUAUAGGGCGUAUCGGAGCCUGCAUCAAGUGCCUGCAGUACAGUAACAGCGCCUUAAAUCCCUUUGUGUACGCCUUCCGCGAUGCCGAGAUGAGAAGAGCCAUAAGGAUUCUAAUAGGGUCCUGUCGGAAUCUGGUACAGCCACGCACAAGACCAUCGAUUGUCAUUUCAUCAUCACUGACACAGCCAAGAUAA
Pocillopora damicornis (cauliflower coral) is the source of this 936-nucleotide messenger RNA. RefSeq names its product D(1)-like dopamine receptor. Gene Ontology annotation, cellular component: dendrite; plasma membrane. Lineage: Eukaryota; Metazoa; Cnidaria; Anthozoa; Scleractinia; Pocilloporidae. The record is from RefSeq and is a predicted model, not a curated record. Gene Ontology annotation, biological process: chemical synaptic transmission; G protein-coupled receptor signaling pathway, coupled to cyclic nucleotide second messenger. Gene Ontology annotation, molecular function: G protein-coupled serotonin receptor activity; neurotransmitter receptor activity.